Dendrobium catenatum is the source of this 2378-nucleotide messenger RNA. RefSeq lists its product as uncharacterized. Lineage: Eukaryota; Viridiplantae; Streptophyta; Magnoliopsida; Asparagales; Orchidaceae. Gene Ontology annotation, molecular function: protein kinase binding. Gene Ontology annotation, cellular component: cytoplasm. The coding region runs from base 86 to 1930 and encodes 614 amino acids. The transcript has 4 exons. The record is from RefSeq and is a predicted model, not a curated record.
CUAGAUAUCAGAGAAUCAAUAGCGGAACCUAAGCUUGGCAUUUAGCUUUUCUCUAUUCUUUUGCUUUCUUGGUAAUACAUAUAUAAUGGCAAUCUUCACUUGCCUGGCUAUGUUUUUGGCUGGAAAGAAGAAGAAAAAUAUGAAGCGUAGUGGCGAUGGUGAAUUUCAUAUUAAGACAAAUAAUAUUUCCAGCUCUUCCACCAAAGAUGGCAUCCAGGGUCUCCAUUUUGCAGCCUCAGAGUCGUUCUCUGCUCUGGAGGAAAGAUCUUCUUUAGUUCCUAAUGUACCGAGUAAUGAUAGGUUGGCCAGAGCUGAGUCUGCAGGAGAUGUAACUUAUGAGAGGGGUGAUGAGCAUGAUGAGAUUCAAUCGAUGAAGAGAGAUUACUCUGACUUUGACCUGCAAGGCAAUGGGGAGUUUGGCUCCCAUGGAUCAAACUUCAAGAUGCAAACAAAUGAAGGGAUCACUCCUGGGACAACAAUGUUUGCAAGAGGUCAUGUGAGUGAUCCUGGGAUGGAGCAGUCAGUUUGCUUGGCAUCACUGGUCCUUAAGCGGUCAUGUUCAAAUAUUGAGAUCAAGAGAGCCUAUAAGUCAUUGAACUCAUCAAAGAGCUUCCAUUCGUGUAGCGAGCUCAAAAACUUGUCUAGAAAUUGCAUAGGACAAUUUACCUAUGAGACUCAUAGCAGCCCAUUAUCUGUUAAGACCUCCUGUAGCGCAGAUUAUGUGAUCCUAAAGAAACGUUCUUCCUGCCAAGUACUUCCCUCUAGAUGCAGGAAAAUCUGGUGGAAGUUCUUCCUUUGGAGCCACACGAAUCUUCGAAAGCCUAAUGCUCCUCAAAAACUAGCUUUUGCUCUCACUAAUGCUAAUCAAAAGUUUGGGUACUCAUCCGAUACACAUGAACUUGUCCAGAAGCUUGAUAAGCCGAAGAAAUCAUUAGAAUCUAAUAACCAGUGGUUUGCAUUCUCCUUGCAAUCUUCUUCACCUCAGGAUAGAGUCUAUGAUUGGGUAAACAGCAUUGAUGAUCGCAUAUUCUGUCCUAUUGAUGAUGAAGAAACUUGCAGUGGAAAGGAAGAUGAAUGGACUGCUGGCCCUCGUUAUAUGGAGAUAGGGGAAUCCUCUUGGAAGAAUCAUUCACAAACCACCUUAUGCGCAGAGGAAGAGGUGAACCAGGCUAAAAAUAUUAUCCAGUCCUUGAAGAAUUCAUUCUCUUCUGUGGCUCAUAUCUCUGGCAUGGGAUUGAAGGUUAUUCCUUCCAUCUCAGCCUUUGGAAACCUUAGAUCUGUUUCUCUUUCUGGAAACUCCAUAGCUCAUAUAACUCCAGGGUGUCUUCCAAAACACAUUCACAGUCUUGAUUUAUCUCGGAACAAGAUAUCAGCAAUUGAAGGCCUCAGGGACCUCACAAGAUUAAGGGUUCUUAACCUUAGCUAUAACCGAAUCUCAAGAAUAGGCCAUGGACUAUCUAAUUGCACUGUCAUCAAAGAGCUGAACCUUGCUGGUAAUAAGAUUAGUGAUGUUGAGGGUCUUCACAGACUUCUAAAGCUCACAGGGCUAGACCUCAGCUUCAACAAGAUCACAACAACAAAGGCCUUUGGCCAGCUUGUUGCAAACUAUAAUUCCCUUUUGUCUCUUAAUCUCAUCGGCAAUUCAAUACAGAGCAACUUAGGGGAAGAUCAGAUCAGAAAAGCAGUUCUGAGUAUACUCCCUCGUCUCAGUUAUUUCAACAAGCAGCCAAUCAAACAUAGAGUGAGGGAGGUUGGGGCAAACAUGGUAGCUACGACUGCCAUUGGAGAUGGAAGAUGGAGCUCUCAAAGGAGACCAAUGAGACGGUUGGCCCAAGGCUUGGGCUCUACAACUAAGAGCAAGAUUAGAGAGGGGUCUCCUAAGGGAAGGAAGAACCAGUCAAUGAAGCUUCAAGUGGAGUUUUAUGAUUGAUGUUGAGGAUUUCUGGUAAGAAUAAUCCUUCUAUUGAAUAAAUCAACAGAGAUUGUUGGAAUCUAUGUUUUUUUCUGGUGAUAUGUGUGGUGGGGUGUUUUCAAAUUUGAGAUUGAAAGAGAUUUACGAGGGGAGUAAGAAAAUAUAGGUGGAAUUGCUUACUUAGGUUUUGUUUGGGACGAUUUUUUUAUUGCUUUUUAAAACAAUUUUCUAGUAUAAAAGUUAAAAUUUGUGUACUCAAAAGCUGUUUUAAGAAGCAGUAAGAAAGCCGUCUCAAACGAAGCCUUACAACUUCAUCCUGAUGAACCUGCAACUUGCUCUUAGAGAUGCGGAUUUUAUGUUAUUUUUUGUCAAAUUGUAUGCUAAUAACCAUUGUUUAGUUUCUCCAUAGUUUUGGACAAAAUAUCUGACCCUUGAAAGCAAUUCAGGUUUGUUCCUCGUUAGUUUA